CUUCUGUUUUUUCUGCCUUUUGUUUAGUUCGCAUUCAAAAGCUCUCUCAGUCCCUCCCUUUUAACUCUCUCUCUCUCUGGUUUCUUUCUUUUACUUUUGGUUACUGAAGAGGUUUCUGGGAAGAUUCAGCUGCAAAAGUUCUUAGUUAAUCUUAGGAAGCAAGCAGAGCAGCUCGGGGUUAUGGUUUGGAUGAAAUAGUACGGUAAUGAGAAGAUAGAACAAGGUUAAAAGGAGCUUCUGUUAAAUUAUCAUGGAUCAAUCAGAACAAACGCAACAGCAGCAGCAUCAACAGCAUCAACAACAGCCUGUAAUGGGAGUUGUACCUGGUGCAGGCCAGAUGGGAUAUUCUACUGGUCCUUACCAAACUGCUUCCAUGGUUGCUUCUGGUACUCCAGCAGUAGCAGUCCCUUCACCAACUCAGCCUCCAGCUGCUUUCUCUAGUUCUCCACACCAACUUGCCUACCAACAAGCUCAGCACUUCCACCAUCAACAGCAGCAACAACAACAGCAGCAGCUUCAAAUGUUCUGGGCCAACCAAAUGCAAGAAAUUGAGCAAACAACCGAGUUCAAGAAUCACAGUCUCCCACUUGCCCGGAUCAAAAAGAUAAUGAAAGCGGAUGAAGAUGUGCGGAUGAUAUCAGCAGAGGCUCCUGUUAUUUUUGCAAAAGCUUGUGAAAUGUUCAUUUUAGAGCUAACUUUACGCUCUUGGAUCCAUACAGAAGAGAACAAAAGGAGGACACUACAGAAGAAUGAUAUCGCAGCUGCCAUUUCAAGGACUGACGUCUUUGAUUUCUUAGUUGAUAUUAUUCCAAGGGAUGAGUUGAAAGAGGAGGGACUUGGGGUCACCAAGGCCACUAUUCCUUUAGUUGGUUCACCUGCUGAUAUUCCAUAUUACUAUGUCCCACAGCAUCCUGUAGGACCCUCUGGGAUGAUAAUGGGAAAGCCUGUUGAUCAAGCUGCAUUGUAUCCAGGCCAGCAGGCUCGACCACCCAUGGCUUUCAUGCCAUGGCCCCAAGGUCAGCCACAGCAUCAGCAAUCUCAACAGCAGCAAAGUGAUUCUUGAUGAGAAGGGAGGAGCGCCAAUACAUGGUAAUUGGUUUGUUGCAGUGACAUUUCUGAGUCAGAAAUCAAAUCUAGCACUGCUUUAUCCAUAGUUAGGUUGUAAUCGUAGGUUAGGCACAAGCUGUAACAUUGAAAGUGGAUGGUGCCGCUUUCAAUCAAUGGCAGCUUUAACAUGUAAUGCAUUCGGGUUUGCGGUUUGGUUCAUGAUUUUUCCUGCUCUUUGUGCUUCUUGCGAGCAUUUUUUGCUUGGAAGGAUCUUGGCCAUUAUAUUAUUAGCUUGCUUGAAAAUAGGUUGGAAGAGCUUUAGAAGGCACUUGUAAGUUGGAACUGAUAAGAAUUGGUACUUUCCUGAAGACAAUCAAACGUUAUUUUAUGCGUUUUCA
Molecule: messenger RNA, 1445 nt
Organism: Theobroma umbraticum
Lineage: Eukaryota; Viridiplantae; Streptophyta; Magnoliopsida; Malvales; Malvaceae
Gene: NF-YC2
Product: nuclear factor Y, subunit C2
Biological process (GO): regulation of transcription by RNA polymerase II
Cellular component (GO): nucleus
Molecular function (GO): RNA polymerase II cis-regulatory region sequence-specific DNA binding; protein heterodimerization activity; DNA-binding transcription factor activity, RNA polymerase II-specific
Source: RefSeq, a predicted model, not a curated record